GUAUAUGAUUCAUGGUUGGUGACAAGGUACGACAAUGCACAUUACGAAGUGUUUUACGUAAACAAGUUUGUGAUCGAACCUUUGAUGAAAACUACUUUAACAUGUCUGCCUGUUUAUACCUGAUAUGUUUUGUACUGGUUCUUGUAAAUGCUGAUAUAUAUUUACAUAAUCCAAGGGGAAGUAAUAAUCGACUAGAUGAGAGACGACGACCUCGGACCAAUGCUAACAGGAUGUUUAAUUCGGAAAACAAUAAUCGAGGUGGCUACAAUGUGGGCUCGCUGUAUUAUUACCAAGGAUCUCGACUGGGGAUAGAGUGGACUACCCAACAUUCGUGUGCUGAUGCUAACAGCCACUGUGAACUGGUGUUGCAGUACAUGUGUUCAGACCACAUCAGGGAUGGAGCCACAACCGGAACGAUCCCUGAAAACCUGGCUCAGUGUGAAGACAAUAACUGUAAUACAGACCGACGCUUCGGCAUGCAUGAAGACUACAACUACUACCUCGAGUGCAGACUACGACAGCGCAAUAAGGGACUCUUUACAGCUGAUCAGGAUCGUAAUCGUCAAACAGCUAGAAACACCCGUCAGAAUGCAGCAGGAACACGCUAUGGCUAUGAAUGCCCCGAAGAGCAUGAUUAUUACCCAUACUGGCACCCGACACCAUGGAAAGACAUUGCUGUGAUGACCAACAACGUAAAGCGCUGUCAGUAUUACCAGACGGAGAGUGAAAAUGUUAAGUCGAGAUGGGCCUGCGUGAUCCCACACGCAGUGCUAGAAGAAAAUAAAGGAAAGGGAUUAAUUAUACCAAAUAACAAAGAGGAAUGUCAGAAAUUUCGGUGGCCCAAAAAUGACAACAAUGGUGUAAGAGGAGAAUGGAAAGAAUUCCCUUCACAUGGAUUACCUGCCCCUGAUUGUAGAGAGACUGAGUUUACUCGUGACAAUCACCUUGGUAAUGGACUUGGAGGUCACCCUAACUUGUACAACUGGACUGUACCCAACCUGGACCAUGAAAAAUGUAUACUGAGAAUGAGGUACAACGUCUCCACUAAUGAUUAUGAUGGUUGGUCAGCCAACUCGGACCUAAACGCACUGAAGCGGAAUACUGCUAGUAAAGUGAACCUGGCAGACAAGUACGGCUUUGAGUCGCAGGAUACAGCUCAGUCUCGUGGCUACGUGUUCAAGAAUAACCCACAGGUCAAGUUGUUCGGUGAUGCCGACUUCUCCCUCAGACUGGCCAUCAACACGGCCCAGUUUGGUCGAACCUUUGAAGAUAGAUCACAUUCUUUUGCCAUUCGCCCCAGACCAGCAGAUCUUGAAGGACAGACUAUUCACAACUUGAACGUACGGGGAAAACGAGGAAAUAUUGUACAGGUGUAUCCAGGGGUGGAGUACGACUUUGUACCCAACACACUGGAGGCAGGCAUAGGAGAUUAUGUUCACAUUCAAUGGACUGGUUCAAAUACAAAUCCUGCUAACAAUGAUGGCCAGGGUUUGGCAGGCACCGACCGAAACAACAUUGUCCUGCUGGCAGCUCAGAAGUACCCAGAAGGCAAUGGGGUGGCUUAUGGACCGGGAGAGAGGUUUGGCCACUUUGGUGUGAACUAUCCCAUGCAUCUGUCAAACACCACAUUCCUGGGACUGUCCAACAGAUCCAUGGAGACUCUGGCUUUCAGUGAUCCUGGUCAGUUCAGAGGUGAGAUGUCUGAGCUGGAUGAUGCUGGUACGUACUUUGACCUCGGCCCCCGUAAGAUCACGCAGACCGGUACAUACCACUACAUGUGUACGAGAAACAACAACUUCUCUAACCGAGACCAGAAGGCCCGGGUGUCUGUCUACCCGUAUCAAGUACAGUACUACGCUGUCGGCUACAUGGGAGGCAGUGUGUCAACAUCAGAUGGAAAUGCUCAAAUGAUUGUGGACGAGGGAGUGUUUGCUUCACUUCAGAAACUCAAACUAGAAGUGUGGUCCAAGACUGAAGGAGAAAACAAACUGAAGGCAGCAAAAUCAACUUUGUCUGUGGGUGAUGACUAUGCCAGUGAUUUCUUUGUAAUUUCUCCCCAAUCUUCACUGACAACUGACGGAAAAACAUUUACCUUUGAAAUGAAGGUAGAUGAUUCAGGUUCCAAUGUCGAUGUGUAUCGAUCGAAUUCGGACACUUUUGCCACAUGGACUAAAGUUGAUGGUGACAUUAGCGGAGGAGUGGCAAGAUUACGGUUGGACAGAGGUGGAGUGUUUGUGGCACGCAGUCAGUCCAAUGUUGCUCUUAUUGUGGGAGUGACAAUCGCAUGUAUCGUUUUGGUUGCUGUGGUGAUUGGGGGAGUGUUGUAUUUCCGACGUCAUCCAAGCAAGUGGCAAGCCAUAGGGACAAAGUGCAGAAAGGCUGAAAGAUCUCUCCAGCAGGAGUUGUAGUGACCUUUGACCUCUGGUGUCAAUUCCAUUAAGAGUAUUCUUAGAAUGCGAAAUACUCAUCAUGUAAAAUGGAAUUGGUAGUGACAUAUAGCAUUAUUUUAAAGUAUUUUAUUUAACAAAUAAAUCAGUAUUAUAUUAAAAUUAAUAAAAAUUUGUGAACAAACCACAAUUAUAGUAAGUAUAUCGACAUUAUUAAAUGGGAUUUAAAAAACAAAAAUUGUGAUAAAAAUAUGCUAACUCAUUGGACAGGUGAAUAUUCAGCACCAUGUUUCUUUUCGCCAAGUUUUUAAAUAAUUUGAAAUAGCCCCAAAUAAUUGUUUAAUAAUUCAUUGUUUUUUAACUCCUUAAAUGUUAUUAUGAAAUAAUUGUAAAUUGUGUACUUCAGGUGUAAAUCAAUUAAGUUUAUUAAACAUUUCAACAUAUCCUAGAGAAGUAUGUCCCUGGACCUAAGAUAGCUGCAUGUUUAUCUUCUUUAUUUCCCUAAACCCCCCCCCCCCCCCCAUGUGCUCAUUUCAAAUGGCCUCUGGUAAAUAUUAUAUAUUGAAUAACAAAUGUGUUCACGACAAGUUUUUAUCUUCUUUAUUUCCCUAAACCCCCCCCCCCCAUGUGCUCAUUUCAAAUGGCCUCUUGUAAAUAUUAUAUAUUGGAAUAACAAAUGUGUUCACGACAAGUUUUUAUCUUCUUUAUUUCCCUAAACCCCCCCCAUGUGCUCAUUUCAGAUGGCCUCUUGUAAAUAUUAUAUAUUGGAAUAACAAAUGUGUUCACGACAAGUUUUUAUCUUCUUUAUUUCCCUAAACCCACCCCCAUGUGCUCAUUUCAGAUGGCCUCUUGUAAAUAUUAUAUAUUGGAAUAACAAAUGUGUUCACGACAAGUUUUUAUCUUCUUUAUUUCCCUAAACCCACCCCCAUGUGCUCAUUUCAGAUGGCCUCUUGUAAAUAUUAUAUAUUGGAAUAACAAAUGUGUUCACGA
Gigantopelta aegis is the source of this 3377-nucleotide messenger RNA. Its product is annotated as protein DD3-3-like. Bases 12 to 2408 code for a protein of 798 amino acids. The record is from RefSeq and is a predicted model, not a curated record. The transcript has 14 exons. Lineage: Eukaryota; Metazoa; Mollusca; Gastropoda; Neomphalida; Peltospiridae.